Molecule: messenger RNA, 749 nt
Organism: Megalops cyprinoides (Indo-Pacific tarpon)
Lineage: Eukaryota; Metazoa; Chordata; Actinopteri; Elopiformes; Megalopidae
Gene: cnih4
Product: cornichon family AMPA receptor auxiliary protein 4
Exons: 5
Coding region: 2-421 (139 amino acids)
Biological process (GO): endoplasmic reticulum to Golgi vesicle-mediated transport
Cellular component (GO): COPII-coated ER to Golgi transport vesicle; endoplasmic reticulum membrane
Source: RefSeq, a predicted model, not a curated record
CAUGGAGGCGGCGGUGUUCAUUCUGUCUCUGAUCGACUGCUGUGCUUUGAUUUUCCUCUCGGUGUAUUUCAUCAUCACUCUCUCGGAUCUAGAAUGCGACUACAUUAAUGCUCGAGCGUGCUGCUCAAAGUUAAACAAAUGGGUUGUGCCGGAGCUGGUGGGUCAGGCGGUGGCUACGCUACUCAUGCUGGUCUCCAUGCACUGGUUCGUCUUCCUCCUCAACCUGCCUGUGGCCUCCUGGAAUGUUUACAGGUUCCUGAAUGUGCCCAUGGGAAACAUGGGGGUGUUUGACCCCACAGAGAUCCACAAUCGGGGGCAGCUCAAGUCCCACAUGAAGGAGGCCAUGAUCAAGCUGGGCUUCCACCUGCUCUGCUUCUUCAUCUACCUGUACAGCAUGAUUCUGGCACUGAUCAAUGACUGACAAGCCGCUGCCCUUCGCGCCCGAACUGCCAAACCAAGAACCAUCUUCUCUCUGCUGCAACAAACUCGGCCCCUCAUCGUCGCCAUGUGCACCUGACCUGCGUCACCAGUCUUGUCUGUCAGGUGCCAAAUCACUCCUCGUUCUCUGCGGAUCUCAGGACAGGAAGGAGAGUGGAAACAAGACCAUCUCCUGGCCACAGAGGCCCUCAGCCCCCGGUUCAUUGUUCUUCUGUGGGUGUUUGUGAGUAUGCAUGGGUGUAUGACGUUAAAGCUGCGGGUGUGAGUGCAUGUAUGUGUAAUACUACAGCUGGGUGUGUGUGUUUGUGUGA